Molecule: messenger RNA, 3906 nt
Organism: Hippocampus zosterae (dwarf seahorse)
Lineage: Eukaryota; Metazoa; Chordata; Actinopteri; Syngnathiformes; Syngnathidae
Product: FERM, ARHGEF and pleckstrin domain-containing protein 1-like
Exons: 27
Coding region: 291-3386 (1031 amino acids)
Cellular component (GO): cytoskeleton
Molecular function (GO): cytoskeletal protein binding; guanyl-nucleotide exchange factor activity
Source: RefSeq, a predicted model, not a curated record
GCCUGAGUGAAUCGCCCGCUCGGUUUGCAGUAAUCUCGUCUGCUACCGCCGGCUCGCUCACUCACUCACUCUGCCGUCCGCCAUGGCGACCGCAGAAACUCUCUUAUCCGGUCCGAGCAGCACCUAAAAAGUCACCUGGGCCGCCUGACCGCGUUCCUUAAUUUUGUCCCGCCGCCGGACGUCCAUGUAAUCCACUCGACCGGAGUAUCCGAAGGUGUGGAAUUAAAAAAGAGGCAUUUCCAAGGGGGGAAAACGCACCGGGUGGGCAGCGAGCAGCAGCGCACGGCAACAUGACGGAUCCCGACCCGGAGCCUGUGACGUCGAGAGCAGGGCACCGUCUCGGGGCCCCGGAGACUCUUGGCAUCAGUACACUAGACCCGGCGCACAGACCCCCGGCCAUGCCCGCCGGAAGGCAUGUCACCAUCAGGGUCCACAUGUUGGAUGACACAGAGGAGCUCUUUGAUGUCUCGGUCAAAGCUUCAGGCAAGGUGCUAUUCGACCUGGUGUGCAGGCACAUGAAUCUCAUCGAGGGCGAUUACUUUGGCUUGGAGUAUCAGAGCCAUCAAAAGAUGAUGGUUUGGUUGGAUCCUAUCAAACCUAUUAUCAAGCAGCUGAGACGCCCAAAGCACACAGUGUUGAGGUUUGCUGUGAAAUAUUUUCCUCCAGACCAUGCCCAGCUGCUGGAAGAUUUGACUCGGUAUUUGUUUGCCCUCCAAAUCAAACAGGACCUUUCUAGUGGCCAUCUGACGUGCAAUGACACCAGUGCUGCGUUGAUGGUGUCCCACAUUAUGCAGUCUGAGAUUGGCGACUUUGAGGAGGGCCAGUGCCGGUCACACCUCCUCAAUAAUAAGUACAUCCCCGAUCAGAUGCCCUUGAUUGACAAGAUUAUGGAGUUCCACUCAAUGAAUGUAGGUCAGACACCGGCCGAAUCCGACUUCCAAUUGCUGGAAGUGGCGCGCCGCCUGGAGAUGUACGGGAUUCGUCUCCACCCAGCCAAAGACCGCGAGGGCUCGCGUUUAAGCCUUGCCGUGGCGCACACGGGCGUGCUGGUCCUUCAGGGACACACAAAGAUAAACUCUUUCAAUUGGUCUAAAAUCCGGAAACUGAGCUUCAAGAGGAAACGUUUCCUCAUCAAGCUGAGGGCUGAUGGGAAUAGUACGUAUCAAGACACUCUGGAGUUUCUCAUGGCCAACAGAGACUGUUGUAAGGCCUUCUGGAAGAUCUGCGUGGAGUACCACGCUUUCUUCCGGCUCUUUGAGGAACCCAAACCCAAGCCCAAACCUGUGCUGUUCACACGAGGCUCCUCUUUCAGAUUCAGCGGCCGCACGCAGAAGCAGGUGAUUGACUUCGUGAGGGAGUCCGAGUUUAAAAAGCUCCCGUUCGAGAGGAAACACAGUCGAGUCCAGCACAAUAGCCGCCUGUCGCCUUUGCCUUCUCCACACUACCAAAAAGUGCCAAAAGAAAGCGGUGCUCUCGGCGACCGAGUUGACGCUCCUUCGCAGCACCAGUGGAAGGAGUCGGCGCUGGUGAGUUCACAAGAAACACCCGAGGCCCCGGCGAGCCCGGCUCAGCAGAACAGCGGCAACGAGGACAGAUCGCCGUCCGGGAAGGAGGAGACGAGAGGCUCCACUCGGCCGACUCACCUCGAACAACUGGCAACAGGAGCGCUGACAAACAGUCCCUACCUGUCCACGUCCUCCGGCCACUCGCACGGUCUGCUUAACGGCCAGACGGCUCUGGAAGUGGGCAGUCACAGUCCCGACGUCCGUCAACCUUCGCCUCUCACCAGCCCCCUCCUCAACGACGCUUGCAGCAUUCGUACCGAUGAUGAAGAUGAGGUGCGGCGGAAGAGGUUCCCCACUGACAAGGCCUACUUCAUCGCCAAAGAGUUGCUGACCACAGAGAGGACGUACGUCAAAGACCUGGAGGUGGUGACUGUGUCUUUCCAGAACGUCGUGGGACAGGAAGAGGACACUCCGGAUUCCCUCAAGAAAGCCAUUUUCUCCACGCUUGAGCCGCUGCACAGGUUUCACACGGGUUUUCUCAGGGAGUUGGAGCAGAGGCUGGCUUUGUGGGAAGGGCGUUCCAAUGCUCACAUUAAAGGAGACUACCAGCGCAUUGGAGAUGUCAUUCUGAAUAACCUACAAGGCUUAAAGCCCCUGACGGUCAACCUGCAUAAACAGGGUGACACCCUGACGGAGCUGGAGAAGGCGUGCAGGGCGUCACGCAGGUUAGAAGGCCUCUGCCGGGACUUUGAGCUGCAGAAGGUGUGCUACGUGCCGCUCAACGUCUUCAUCCUGCGCCCUCUGCACCGCCUCGUGCAUUACAAGCACAUCCUGGAGCGUCUGUGCAAACAUUACCCGGCGACUCAUGUGGACUUCAGGGACUGCAGAGCUGCCCUGGCGGACGUGUCCGAAGUGGUGGAGCAGCUCCAGGGCAGCAUUGUGAAAAUGGAGAACUUCCAGAAGCUGUUGGAGCUAAAGAAGGAUCUGAUUGGUGUAGACAAUCUUGUUGUUCCGGGUCGGGAGUUCAUCAGGUUUGGCUGCCUUAGCAAGCUGUCUGGAAAAGGCCUACAGCAACGAAUGUUUUUCUUGUUCAACGACAUCAUUUUGUACAGCAGUCGAGGGAUGACGGCAACCAAUCAGUUCAAAGUUCACGGACAACUGCCGCUCCAUGGCAUGACGAUCCGAGAGAGUGAAGAUGAGUGGGGUGUUCCUCACGCCUUCACUUUGGUUAGCCAGCGGCAGUCUGUGGUGGUUGCAGCCAGUUCUCUGUCUGAAAUGGAAAAGUGGAUGGAGGACAUUGAGAUGGCGGUAGAAAUGGCAAAAUUCAACAACGGGCCUUCUUCUGAUCUUAUGAGCUGCAAGCUAACUGACAGCAAAUGUCCAGAGGAGUUGUCAGCAGAAGGGGAGUCCGAAGAAGACACGAUGACGUCGCACACCUCCCCGGAGAGGGCCGCCUCUCACCGCGGUAAUACUAUGGUGCACGUGUGCUGGCACAGGAACACCAGCGUGGCCAUGGUGGAUUUUAGCAUAGCUGUGGAGAACCAGCUAUCGGGCAACCUAUUGCGGAAAUUCAAGAACAGCAACGGCUGGCAGAAGCUGUGGGUGGUCUUCACCAACUUCAGCCUGUUUUUCUACAAGUCCCACCAGGAUGACUAUCCACUGGCCAGCCUUCCCCUUCUGGGUUACUCUGUCACCAUUCCCUCUGAGUCAGAGAACAUCCACAAGGACUAUGUCUUUAAACUCCAUUUCAAGUCCCACAUCUACUACUUCCGGUCGGAGAGCGAAUACACCUUCGAAAGGUGGAUGGAGGUGAUCCGCAGCGCAACAGCCCCCUCGUGUCACUCUCGGGUGCAGAACAACAAGGAUCACCACGCGCAUUGAGUUGGAGUUCAAUUUUCACACACGUGGGACAUCCGUCCAUGUGCCCGUGCACAUGAUGGUGCUUUUUUACUGUUCUAAAAUGGUGGCACGUCCGCUGGUUUCGACUGCAUCAGAGACUGCGUUUCUUCUUUUGGCAUUUUUUAUAGCUCAACUCCGAAACCUUUUGAAAGGAUGUCAUUUUAUACCGUUUUGUAAUAAUCACACCGACUUCUAUGCCUUGAUUUGAUUGUUUUUUUUUUCCUCCCCUGUUUUGUUUUUACAGUAGAAAAAUGUCUGUAUACUCUCAUCAAUGGCCUUUUUUUGUCAUUCACUUUGCAGGAAACUUCACUUGUGGUGCCAAAUAAUUAUGUCACACUCCUUGUUUAUUUUAUUUUUCUUUUUGUUUUAGUUCAGAAGAAUGUUACCUUUACGGUACACUCCAAAAUUCAAGUCCGUGUGUAAAACAGCUCACCCUUUAAAACCGAAUGUCGUGCUACUGGCCUGGCUUGUUUCUUAAUAAAACUAUGAUCACACUGUAAAA